UUUUUUUUUUUUGAUACAUACCUUCUCUUCACGCAGGAUGCCCACACAAUCAACAUCAGAACAUCCUGUGCUCAUUAUGGGCGCUGGUCUUUCGGGAUUGACACUAGCACAGACUCUGAAAAGACAAGGUAUUCCUUACAAGGUCUUUGAUCGGGACAUCAGCCGAGAUGGUCGCGCCAAUCAAGGAUGGUCCAUCAUGCUUCGUAUCUGUCUACCUUACUUAUUGGAAGCAUUUGAUGCUGAUUUCCUCAAAACACUUGCAGCCGAAGCAUCUGUCAAUCCCUUGGACCCUGAAAGUGCGCAAUUUGCCUAUGUGGAUGGCAUCACCAAUAAAAGAUUGGUGUUUUAUGAUCCAAAGAAUUAUCGUUCGAUCUCGUCAUCUGAUGCAUUGGAGUUCAAUAUGUAUCGCGUCAACCGCAAACGAUUUCGACAGUGGCUGAUGAAAGGCAUCGAUGUGACAUGGAACAAACGCAUGACAAGUUACAACAUCACGCAUGAUGGCGUAAUUGUCACUUUUGCUGAUGGAUCUAUUGAAAAAGGCUCAUUUUUGGUCGGUGCUGAUGGUGUUCAGUCCGCUGUGUGUCAACAUAUGCUACUCAACUACGAUCAUCAAAGGGGAAAUAGUGAUGAUACUUUCAACAAGGUGACGAAAAUCAACCCAACACGUCUGCUAGCCACCACACGCUGGAUCACGGAAGAAGAACGUGAUACUAUUCAGUAUUUAUCGGAAAGUCAUUUUGCUGCAUUUGGUCAAUUAGGCAGGGACACGGAUCAUCCAGAAGGCCUACGAGCAUUUGUAUCUCUUAACGAUAUCCGACAUCAAACUGAAAAAAAAUAUGAACUUCUUCUUGUGCUCUCCCGCUAUGAUGAUCAUCAUGUCAUACCUCGUUUAAAGGAUCCAAAGGAACGAUUGGAACAAUUCAAGGCCUGGGCAAAAGAUGGUUUGGGUGGUGCAUUGCAAAAGAUCUUUCUCGAUACGCCCGAUGACUCUGAAGUUGUGGACGUCGCCAUCCGUGAACGGGCUCCUCAACCUGAUUCUCUUGCUCAGCAUCAAGGCCGUGUGACCUUGAUUGGUGAUGCUGCGCAUACAAUGACCAUGUUUAAAGGCGAAGGUGGCAAUCAGGCCAUCAUAGAUGCUGUUAAACUAGGUCAACUUUUAGGAAAGGUACGUGAUGGAGAUAUUUCUCUUGAACAAGCCAUCGAUCAAUAUCAUGAAGAAAUGAUCCCUCGAUGUACCAAAGCAGUGGAUGAAUCGAACGAAGCAUGUUAUCUUGCUCACAAAGCUCCUGAUGUAGCCAUUGCCAACCUCAAGGCUUUGAUUGAAAAUGCAAUACAGGAAUAUGAACAACGGCAACGUUCUCAAUAGCAGUAAUAGUAAUAGCUUGUGAUAUUUAGAACUCUUUUUCAUGUUUAAAGCUUAAUAAAAUACAAGGUUUUGCCAUAUAGACUCCCGUCAA
Halteromyces radiatus is the source of this 1457-nucleotide messenger RNA. RefSeq lists its product as uncharacterized. The transcript is spliced from 2 exons. The record is from RefSeq and is a predicted model, not a curated record. Gene Ontology annotation, molecular function: FAD binding. Bases 38 to 1366 code for a protein of 442 amino acids. NCBI's taxonomy places the organism in Eukaryota, Fungi, Mucoromycota, Mucoromycetes, Mucorales, Cunninghamellaceae.